Molecule: messenger RNA, 1650 nt
Organism: Exophiala mesophila
Lineage: Eukaryota; Fungi; Ascomycota; Eurotiomycetes; Chaetothyriales; Herpotrichiellaceae
Exons: 1
Coding region: 309-1487 (392 amino acids)
Source: RefSeq, a predicted model, not a curated record
GGUCGAAGGGUCUCGAUUGACUUUGGCUGUAGCACGGCUUUGGAUAGCCACUACUGACAGCCUCAGCCCCAUCUGCGUCAGAGGAUUCUCAACCUCAUGCCUCCGAAACGGCGUCUGCAUCUUUCCUUGACGCCGAGCCUGGCCAUAUUGGGUACCAACAGUCCAAGCAAAGGCCCUCGGGCUUUGUAUCAAAGGCUUGAGCAUUUGCUUGCAUACCUAUUGCACAUUUCAUCAACGAGACCUCUCUUCUCUCUCCCAUCUCUCCCAAGUCUCUCGUCCUCUCCACGACCAAGCCAACCACUCCCAAGAUGCCCAAACGAACACUCUUCACCAACAUCACCCCGUUACCUCCACAGGUCUCACGAGAUGUUGCAGUGGCAAUGCUGCAUAAUCAUGACGAAAUGAUUGAGCUGAACCCUUUGGUUAUCGAACACCACCCGAUCAAGACCCCGCGUGACGCACCAGCGGAUGAGUUUCUGGACUGUGCAUGGCAAGAAUUGACGGACAAAAUCCACUAUUUACCAGGAGGAGUAGUCAAGGGCAAAGUCAGCUACAAGGCGUGUUUUCACGACACUCCGACGGGUCUGCAGACACACAUAUACGCCCCGCUGGGGCUCGACAUCCGAGAGAAAUGGUCCAUCGGUGGAUCGCUGCCCGGAGAGCCCCCCGAAGCACGGGAACUGGGGGUAGACACACCACGGCAGGGACUGUACCUACGGGAAGACGCUGACAUGCACUGUAACCGGAUGUUGACAUCGUUUGUGCGCAAGAACCUCGAUAAUGCCCACAAGGUACUGGUCGAGCGGAUCCUGAAGAAAGCUGAAUUGAUAGAGGAGCACGUCCAGAGCCAGUCCGCCUACCGUCCCUCCAGCCCAUACACACAGACCGCCAAAUUCCAACCAGGCUCGCACAUGGCCAAGUCACAGUUUCUCCAUCAGUCAUACCAACGCCCACUCUCACCGCAGAUGCUCUCUCCGCAGCAGGAUCUAGGUUGGCAGAACAUGGCCAACCACCCGGCCUUCAGGACCGACAAUCAAAACGCCGCCAUGAUGAACAAUUUCAACCCACCCAUGAAUCUGCAACCCAACCCAAAUGCAAAUCCCCAUCAACAACCAUAUGUCGGCUCUUACGCCCGGCUGAAACAGCAACAAAUGGAGCGAGAACAAAUGAUGUCACCGUACUCGCAGCAGGUGUUCCAAUAUCAGCAGCAACACCAACAGCAACACCAACAGCCUUCGAACGGACCCAAACAAUUCAUUGCCGAGUUGCCCGGGUCAACUUACCAUCCGACACUGACCCAGAUUCCCACACCACCCCCCUCCGACUUUCGUAUGAGUAUGGUGUCUGAACUGUCUGGUUCGUCAUCACAACAAACUCCACGAGUGUCGCCGAAUCCGCAGGCAUAUUCGGACCGGUCGAGUGUUAUCUCUGAGCUGCCUUUACAACAGCAACAGCAAAUUAUCUACCAGCAGGGAAACUCAAGAUGAGAUGAAAUUGAAAUUGCAACGGUGAGCAUAGCGCAGAAUGAAAAUGUCGUGAUAUAUUGGUUCUGGACGAGAUCAUGAUGAUACCUAAAGAUGUAUGGAAAUGGGAAUGUAUACUACUACUAAUUAUUACGAUGAUGAAUGAUACUCUGAACUCCGUGUACAG